Durio zibethinus is the source of this 2527-nucleotide messenger RNA. RefSeq names its product regulator of nonsense transcripts UPF3-like. Gene Ontology annotation, cellular component: cytoplasm; nucleolus. Gene Ontology annotation, biological process: positive regulation of translation; nuclear-transcribed mRNA catabolic process, nonsense-mediated decay. Gene Ontology annotation, molecular function: mRNA binding. The record is from RefSeq and is a predicted model, not a curated record. NCBI's taxonomy places the organism in Eukaryota, Viridiplantae, Streptophyta, Magnoliopsida, Malvales, Malvaceae.
AAAAUCUAUUCUCCCUUUUAAAAAAAAAAAUAAAAUUUCUUCACGCAUUUUCUUCCUCUAUAGUAUCUAACACUCUUGCAUGGCGAUUUGGGCUUCAGUUCGCAAAAAUUAGGGUUCUGCUGCGCUAAUCGAUCAAUUAUCAACUCCGUUUAUAGAAGAUGUGAUCUCACAGUGAUUCUCGCGUUUUUUUCGAAGCCAGUUUUUAUAAAAGAUAGUAUCGGUGAAUCUUUUUAGGGGGAUUUUUGUGGUUUGUGUGAUUUCUAGGAUUAGGGUUUUGGAAGGCAUGAAGGGGACUUUGGAUCGAACCAAGGUGGUUCUCCGGCACUUGCCGCCGGCCAUUACGGAGGCCAUGCUUGUCGAACAAGUCGACAGUGCUUUUGCUGGUCGUUACAACUGGCUUUCCUUUCGUCCCGGGAAGAGCAGUCAGAAGCAUCAGUCUUAUUCCAGAGCGUACAUAGACUUCAAGAGGCCUCAGGACGUUUUGGAGUUUGCUGAGUUCUUAAAUGGUCAUGUAUUUGUUAACGAGAAGGGGGCUCAGUUUAAAACUGUUGUUGAGUAUGCACCUUCCCAACGUGUUCCAAAGCAGUGGUCUAAAAAGGAUGGUCGUGAAGGGACUAUAUUCAAAGAUCCUGAGUAUUUGGAGUUCCUUGAAUUUCUUGCGAAGCCAGUUGAGAAUCUUCCUAGUGCAGAGAUACAAUUAGAAAGAAGGGAGGCAGAAAGAGCUGGUGUACCAAAGGGUGCUCCCAUAGUUACACCUUUAAUGGAUUUUGUUAGACAGAAAAGAGCUGCUAAGGGCAGACCACGGAGGUCAUUGUCUAAUGGGAAAUUGAGCAGAAGAGCUGGUGGGUCAUCUGGUGGAAGUCCAAGUUCAGUACCAUCCAAAAGAGGUUCUGAAAAGAGAAGGGGUUCUACUACAAUGUAUGUUCUAAGGGAUAACUUGAAAAAUGCAAGUGGCAAAGAUAAGUCAACUUACAUUCUUGUUUCCAAGAGGGAUGAUCGACAACUUUCUAAUAAGCCUGUUACUUUAGCUUCAUCUGUGGCGACUGAAAUAUCUGAAGAGGAAAGUGGAGUUUCUGGACUUAUUGAUGCUGGUAAAAAGAAAGUUCUGCUUCUGAAAGGGAAAGAGAAAGAAAUUUCUCACGUGGCUGGAAGCAUGUUAUGUCAACAGAAUGUUGUAUCUCCAAUUAAAAACAUACUUGGUUCAACUACUACCAAACAUAACUCUCGACGUGAAGGCCGAAUGAUCAGAGGCAUACUUAUAAACAAGGAUUCUCUUCAAAGCCAGUCAUCUGGAGUCCAGUCAGAUCUGCAGAUUCUGACCUCAAAUUUGGAAAAAGACAGACGACCUGCUCAGCAUUCACAUGCGCAGUUAGUUUUGAAAGAUACAAACAGUGCUUCAGAUGAUAAGGUUGUUGGGAAUGAGUUGCAUGGCAGUGAGAAGCCAGAAAGACGUAGUAGAAACAAAGAUAGACCAGAUCGCGGUGUGUGGACCCUUCGCCGUUCCGAUGGAUCAUAUGCAAGUGAUGAGUUCUUGUCAUCAUCUGCUUCUCUGUCCUCACGGAUGCCUUUAGAUUCUUCAGAAGGCAUUGGGGCUUAUGGUGAUACUAAAGUUGAUUUGUCAAAUGUUCGGAGUAUCCAAGUUAAAACUGUCACAAGUGGACGUAAUAGUUCUUUAGAUGAUGGAUCCCAUAAACAUAUUAGUCGUCGUGGAGCAGUUGCUGAUGUAUCAUCUGUUGUGAGUGAUGGGAAACCAGGGAAAAGAGGCAAUACUUCUGGCUAUGGUUCUCAUGAGAAACAAGUUUGGGUACAAAAAUCAAGUUCUGGUUCUUAGUGAAUUUUUAAAAUGCAAAUUGCUUAGUCACUUGAAUUCCGAGCAUUCAGUUGCUUUUGCUGGAGGCUGUCUUGUUUUGCUUAACCCGUGAUCAGGUGUAAUCAAUGUUUCAGCAGCAAAGUAGGGAAAGGUUCAAUUGAUCUAGAGGUUGCAGAUAUCAUUGUAAUUAAUACUUGGUUGAAGAAAUCCCGUCGUUAAUACUUGGUGGAUUGAAGAGACCUCGAUCUUAUUCAAAGAUGGCUGAGAAUAUAGGAACAAGAAAAAAAAGGUUAUCAUCAUUGUAAUCACACAGCACAACUCUUUUUCACCGCUGCAGGCCCUAGCGGAUUUUGUCCAGCUGAGGUGCUCUAAAUAUCCUCCGAUUCUUGCUAUUGACUCGGCCGGAUACCGGGAUAUUCUGAUUUUAUUGGUCGAUUACCUCCUUUAGCUGGAACUGUAAAUGUAAAUGCAGAGCUCUGCAUACUGUCUGCUUUACUGAGUUAUUACACGUGUCUUGAUGAGCAGUUCACCUUAUGUCGAGACUCUAGUUAGAUUUGUCUAUAAGCCCCCUAUACUUGAGGGCUUUAUAAAUGAGUUUGUGCAGACGAGAAGGAAAGCUGGUUGUUUUAAAUCUUGGCUGAUACACUUUCUGAUAGCCAUUAGCGUGAUUUGGGGAACAGUAAAUUAAAUGCGAGUGGAACCGAUGUGGAUUUUGUU